AAGGUCGCCGAGCUCACUCCACCUCCUUCGUCUCCUAGAGGUUAAGAGAGAGCAAGGGCAAAGCCCCAGGUGCUGGGUCCUACUCGGCCUCCCAGAGAAGAUGAAGCUCCUCCUGUUCCUGCUGGCCUUCUCUCUGCCCCCCAGGACAAAGGCAGGGGAGAUCAUCGGGGGACAUGAGGCCAAGCCCCACUCUCGACCCUACAUGGCUUAUCUUGUCAUCAAGGACGGAGAUAUUACUCAGAUGUGUGGUGGCUGCCUCAUACGAGAGGAUUUUGUGCUGACUGCUGCUCACUGUAAAGGGAGCAAAAUAAUUGUCACCUUGGGGGCCCACAACAUUGAAGAACAGGAGGAGACCCAGCAGAUCAUCCCUGUGGCAAGAAUCAUCCCACAUCCUGCCUAUAAUGAACAGAAAAAACUCAAUGACAUCAUGCUCUUAAAGCUGGAGAAGAAGGCCAAGAGGACUAAAGCUGUGAGGCCCCUCGACCUGCCCAGGCGCAAGGUCUAUGUGAAGCCAGGGGAUGUGUGUUCUGUGGCUGGUUGGGGAAGGAUAGCCCCUGGGGGCAAAUUCUCAAACACACUACAAGAGGUGGAGCUGGAAAUACAGAAGGAUCAGGAGUGUGAGUCCCACUUAGAAGAUUACUACAACAAAACCAAUAAGAUUUGUGCAGGGGAUCCAAAGAUCAAGAGAGCUUCCUAUAAGGGGGAUUCUGGAGGACCUCUCUUGUGUAACAAAGUGGUUGCAGGCAUCGUCUCCUAUGGACGUAAGGAUGGUUCAGCACCAAGAGCCUUCACCAGAGUGUCAGGUUUCCUAUCCUGGAUAAAGAAAAUGAUGGAACGCAGCUAACUCCAGAGCAAA
Peromyscus eremicus (cactus mouse) is the source of this 856-nucleotide messenger RNA. RefSeq names its product granzyme B-like. Lineage: Eukaryota; Metazoa; Chordata; Mammalia; Rodentia; Cricetidae. The record is from RefSeq and is a predicted model, not a curated record. The coding region runs from base 101 to 844 and encodes 247 amino acids. Gene Ontology annotation, molecular function: serine-type endopeptidase activity. Gene Ontology annotation, cellular component: intracellular membrane-bounded organelle; cytoplasm. The transcript is spliced from 5 exons. Gene Ontology annotation, biological process: proteolysis.